This is a messenger RNA of Penicillium verhagenii, 1557 nucleotides long. RefSeq lists its product as uncharacterized. Gene Ontology annotation, cellular component: membrane. NCBI's taxonomy places the organism in Eukaryota, Fungi, Ascomycota, Eurotiomycetes, Eurotiales, Aspergillaceae. Bases 1 to 1557 code for a protein of 518 amino acids. Gene Ontology annotation, molecular function: carbohydrate:proton symporter activity. The transcript has 2 exons. The record is from RefSeq and is a predicted model, not a curated record. Gene Ontology annotation, biological process: carbohydrate transport; transmembrane transport.
AUGGCACGAUUUCUUGGUCUUCGGGGCACUCGCCUCAGUGUCAUGGCCAUUAUUGGAGUAUUGAUGCCUGGAAUUAUAACGGUUGGCUACAACACCGCUUCACUUGGAGGCGUUUUAUCCUUGCACAGCUUCAACACCACUUUCCCUCAAAUUGAUGUCCACCAUGCAAAAGACAAAGACUCCGCAUCAUCUCUGGAAGGUACUGCCGUGGCCGCUUUCGCGAUUGGCUCUUUCUUGGGAACAUUUGCAUGCAUCUGGCUAGGCGAUUGGCUGGGCCGUCGCCGAACGAUCAUGCUUGGGGCAACAACUCAAAUCAUUGGAUAUAUUUUGAGCACCUCUUCUUUUUCAUUGGUACAACUCAUCGCUGCACGGAUAAUUGUGGGAAUGGGGACUGGUACCCUCCUCGCGACAAUUCCUCUUUGGAUUUCGGAAACAUCACCAGCCAAACAACGUGGCUCUCAUGUUGUGACGAAGGGAAUCUUUACUGGAGUGGGAUGCGCAACUGCUUUGUUUUUGGAAUUCGGAAUGUCCUUCAAGUCACACACCACACUUGCAUGGCGUCUUCCAUUUGCAUUCCCAACUAUCCUGUCUUUCUCCGUACUAUGUUUCAUAUUGCUUCUCCCGGAAUCGCCUCGAUGGUUGAUUCAGAAAGACAGAAUCCCAGAAGCUCGGUAUAUCCUAGCAGCUCUCGCUGAUACAUAUGUUGAGGAUGAAUCCAUCGAAGCUACAGUCAGCGAGGUGCAAGCUUCGCUCAGUUUGACGGGUGGAAACAAGGCAUUCAAGGAAUUAUUCCAGAUGGGGCCCCAAAGAACCUUUCACCGAGCAUCUCUCGCUGUCGGUGGCAUGCUGUUUCUUCAAUUUACCGGAGCCACAGUGACCACUUUUUAUACUACUGCCAUUUUUGAGAGCAACCUUGAUCUUGCACAGUCGACAGCCAGACUCCUAGCAGCUGUGUAUCAACUUGCUGGCCCUCUCGGAGCUAUAUUAUGUGUAUUUCUAAUUGAGGGAGUUGGACGACGCCGUCUGAUGAUGUGCAGCGCCCUCGGCAACAUGAUUUGCUUAGCUUGCAUCGCCGGCCUCGGGUCCCAGGUCGAAGAUAUCAAGGCCUGUCAUGCUGCUGUCUUUUUCCUGUUCCUCUUCCAUUUCUGCUACAUCAUUGGAUUUGGAGGUAUACCAUAUCUAUAUGCCACAGAGGUUGCUCCUCUCCAUCUCCGUGCCACCAUCAAUUCGGUCAGCAUCAGUGUCGGAGGUGCUGUCGGCAUCUUGAUUGCCCAUGUGACUCCACUUGCUUUCAACAAAAUGGGAGAGAAGUACUUCUUCGUAUUUGCAGGCUUGAAUGCCAUUAUUGUACCGUCGGUCUACUUCUUGUUCCCAGAGACAUCAGGACGCACCCUCGAAGAGAUAGACGACAUCUUCACCCUGUCCGAUGGUGUUCUGGAUACAGUUCGUGUGGCACGAACUCUUCCAUGUCUUCCGGCUCACGGAGAAAUCGAAUCACCGAUCGAGUCAAACCCGAAAUUCCAGACAAUCUUGAAAGAGAGGGAGUUUACGGUUUAG